This is a messenger RNA of Metarhizium acridum CQMa 102, 1938 nucleotides long. Lineage: Eukaryota; Fungi; Ascomycota; Sordariomycetes; Hypocreales; Clavicipitaceae. The record is from RefSeq and is a predicted model, not a curated record.
AUGGCAGGCUUCGAACAGGCAUGUACAGAUCUUGUCAAGAUACUAAACCUCCAAAGCAACCGGGAAGAUGAUGCUAGAGAGCUUAUUCAGCAGCAUCUAAGCUCAGGAGCAGUCGGCCGAUGGCUUCUCAUUCUUGACAAUGCCGACAGUGAAGAUGUCUUGCAAGGAUCUAAAGGUGUUCGAGGGAUAUACGCCUACUUGCCACGGAACCGGAACGGUCAAGUCUUAGUCACGACACGGUGGCGCAAAAUAGCCGUCGAUUUUGCAAAGCAAAAUGUGAUCUCAAUCGCAGAGAUGGAGCGUAAAGACGCUAAAUGUCUACUGCAGACUUCUCUAAUUUCCGAGCAUUUCAUUUGGGAAGACCAUAUUGUCAACGAGCUGCUACAUUUGUUGACUUACCUGCCGCUGGCUAUCGUACAGGCAGCGGCCUAUAUGAAUGUGUUUGAAGUACCUGUCGAAGAAUAUCUUAUGCUGUGUCGCCACUCUCAACAAGAUAUGAUGGAAUUAAUGCGCAACCGAUAUCAAGAUGAUGCACUUUACGACGAGAGCCAGGGCGCGGUAGCCACAACGUGGCUAAUUUCUUUCAACCAGCUCCAGAAGCACCACCCAGCGGCUACAAGGUUGCUCUUCUUCAUAAUGUGGAUAGAACCUCAGGCUAUUCCUCAGUCGAUGUUGCCUGAUGUAGGCUCAGAACAAGAGAAAGUCAAGGCAAUAGGGACGCUGAAGAGUUAUGGGUUCCUUCGCGGCAGAUCGGAACGAGGGAUAUUUGACAUGCAUAGCCUAGUGCAUAUGGUUAUGCAAUCUUGGGCCGAAGAUCAAGGCAUUAAGACGAAAACGAAGGCAGAUACGCUUCGUCAUCUUGCUGAAGUAUUUCAAUCUGACGCCUGGGAGAAUAGAGAUGUAUGGCGAUUACAUUUACCCCACGUACUUCAUGUAUUUGGGGCGUAUCAGGAGAUAGAUCCCAUUAUAGUAUCCGGCCUAGGCUAUUGGGCGGGAAGAUGUCUGUUUCAAGAUGGGAGAAUCAAGGAAGCAGUCACACUGCUAGAGCAGGUUGUUGAGAUUGAGGAGACAUCCCUUGCCCAAGACCAUCCCUCCCGACUAGCAUCACAACAUGCACUAGCUGGAGCAUACGAGGCCAACGGACAGAUCCAGAAGGCAGUCACACUGCUAGAGCAGGUUGUUAAGAUUCAAGAGACAACACUUGCCCAAGACCAUCCCGAUCGGCUAGCAUCACAACAUGAACUAGCUGGAGCAUACGAGGCCAAUGGACAGAUCCAGAAGGCAGUCACACUGCUAGAGCAGGUUGUUAAGAUUCGGGAGACAACACUUGCCCAAGACCAUCCCGAUCGGCUAGCAUCACAACAUGCACUAGCUGGAGCUUACAAGGCCAACGGACAGAUCCAGAAGGCAGUCACACUGCUAGAGCAGGUUGUCAAGAUUCAAGAGACAACACUUGCCCAAGACCAUCCCGAUCGGCUAGCAUCACAACAUGAACUAGCUAGAGCAUAUAGGGCCAACGGACAGAUCCAGAAGGCAGUCACACUGUUAGAGCAGGUUGUUGAGAUUGAGGAGACAUCCCUUGCCCAAGACCAUCCCUCCCGACUAGCAUCACAACAGGAACUAGCUAGAGCAUAUAGGGCCAACGGACAGAUCCAGAAGGCAGUCACACUGUUAGAGCAGGUUGUCAAGAUUCGGGAGACAACACUAGCCCAAGACCAUCCCGAUCGGCUAGCAUCACAACAUGCACUAGCUGGAGCUUACAAGGCCAACGGACAGAUCCAGAAGGCAGUCACACUGCUAGAGCAGGUUGUUAAGAUUCAAGAGACAACACUUACCCAAGACCAUCCCGAUCGGCUAGCAUCACAACAUGAACUAGCUGGAGCAUACGAGGCCAAUGGACAGAUCCAGAAGGCAGUCACAGUGCGUUGUAAACUUUGA